AUGGUCUGGAGCCUGGUGCACUUCGUGCUGCUUCUGAUGAGAUUGUGCGCAACUGGGAUAAUGUGGAGAUUCGCACAAAACAAUUUUGGCAUGGCUUCGAGUACGGUGUGCUACAAGACGAGGAUGCGGAUGCGUUUCCUGCUCACCUCAGGGCGAGCGCGGGAAUCGAAAUUGUUUCCAUGUCUGCGGCAAAUACUGCACACAAUUCUAGAACGUGUCCGUGUGCUCGGGUUUCAUUUGACGCUCAUAGACUUGCACGUGCUCCGGCAGUCUUCAGAACACGCAUGUUUUGAGGAGCAUCUCGAUUUACACAAUGCCAAUGAUGUCGCCAUAAUCUGUGUUCUUUCUAGAAGUGAUACUCACGAUGAAAGUGAAGGUGCCGAAGAGUAUGCUCAGGAAAAAAGUGGAGUUCACAUCCGGACGUUACCUUUGUCUCAAACAUGUCCCAAAGUGUGGCUGCCUUUAAAGCAGCCGGGCGACGGUUGGGGGAUAGGCGAGCGAGGUCGGUUGGGAACGUCGCGCCGACGCCGGACCGGAUCGUGGAGGACCGCGAUCCCGAAGCGCAUCGAGCGCAUCAUCGAGGCGAAGGGCGUCGCGGUGCAGGACAUCUACUUCCGGAGCGGCCGGCGCUACCGCGCGGCGAACGACGCGCGCGACCUGGAGCACAAGCCCCGGAAACGCCAGCGCAAGGCGACCUGCAUGGAGGCCAAGCCCGUCCACCCCCGGGGACGCCCAGUCGUCCUGGGAGGCCCUCUGCGCCAGCGACUCCGACUAGGCUGCUUAAUGUUGUGUCCUAGGCCCGAUUCGGUACUUUCAGCCCCCAUGCCCAAAUCGACCCCACGCGCGUUCCGGGGGCGUUCCGCGCGUGGUCGGCGCGAGCUUUCCACAGUCCCCAGCGUCGAAUUAGUGGAGUUCCACGACAACCGAGCGCCCAAACGAGACGUCGUUUCCGGACGGGACCUGCCCGGACGACCGGUCACGGCCGUCUCGCGGCGCGAGGACGGUCAACACGUCGCCGUCGGCCCAGGGGCUAGGCGUGGACACAAUUUCGCUGCCAGCGCACACGAUCUCCUCGCGGAACACCAGCCGCUCGGGCAGCCCCUCAGAUCAGCGAUCCAGCGAGAUCCGACGCUGGAGCGACACGAUCUCGCGAACGGCGUCGAAUUAGUGGAGUUCCACGACAACCGAAUUACCCGGGGCCGACAUGAGCCCAUCAGUUUUCGGAACGAGGCAGUGUCGUGCUGCCUUUUUGGUAUCGUGCAUGGGACCCUCUCUCAAUUUUUCUUCGAAGGCAGUGUACAACAUUUGCUUUCAUGGAGGCAGGUGGUGUCUUUUAUGGUUGUUUCGCUUUGGGUACAUGUUGACUUGUUGCCUUCGACUGGAACCUUGCGUAUUUGUUGCUGGGUUUCCAAAGUGUGGAUCUACGGCGUUGAUGGCGAUGUUCCCUAUGCAUCUUCAUGGCAUCGUGUUGCCCGCAUGGUUCAACGUGUAUGGAAAAGAGACAAACCGCCAACAGGCGAUGCAAUGGUUACCAUAUGGGACAUUCUUUCCAUGCAAACCAUGCUUGUGGACCUCGCUCAGAUGGAGAAUAGCACGGGUAGCAAGAAUCCCAUAGAUUUUAUUCAGGAUCCAUCUCUAUAUUCGCCAGACGGCGCUCUCGCUAGUUAUGUUGAUUUAUGGCUUUUCAAGCUUUCCUCGUCGCCAAAUAUUGUGGAUGCGUUGCAUGCUUUGGAGAUCGAAGCACAACAGCGGGGCAUCAUCCCCCUCUAUAGAGCCUUUCUAGUCGAUCUGACAUCCAUUGAAGCAAAGGAAUCAUUUCUGUACUUUGCCUUGGCGCAAGCCAUCGCAAAGACUUGCAUGGGUUUUUUCCUCUCCAAGUGGGCUGCGGCGUUGCCCACUGACAAGAUCCUUGUUAUUGAGAACCAUUGUUUGCGUUCUGAUCCUAGCUUGGUUUAUCGCCGCCUUGGGGAAUAUCUGCAGGUACCCCUGAAAAGCGCAAGUGAGAUUUCAGUUGGAUCCCACGAGUUUAACGCCCUGGAUGAAAACUUCUUUCUCAAGGACCGUUCAUUAAUGCGCGAGUUGAAGCGAAGGCUAGAGUGGAUCCAAUGA
Molecule: messenger RNA, 2109 nt
Organism: Aureococcus anophagefferens
Lineage: Eukaryota; Pelagophyceae; Pelagomonadales; Pelagomonadaceae
Exons: 9
Coding region: 1-2109 (702 amino acids)
Source: RefSeq, a predicted model, not a curated record